This is a messenger RNA of Pogona vitticeps (central bearded dragon), 1745 nucleotides long. RefSeq names its product zinc finger and BTB domain containing 43 (gene ZBTB43). Gene Ontology annotation, biological process: regulation of transcription by RNA polymerase II. Gene Ontology annotation, molecular function: protein binding; DNA-binding transcription factor activity, RNA polymerase II-specific; RNA polymerase II cis-regulatory region sequence-specific DNA binding. The record is from RefSeq and is a predicted model, not a curated record. Lineage: Eukaryota; Metazoa; Chordata; Lepidosauria; Squamata; Agamidae.
GCGCGGGGGCCGACGGGAAGAAGGAAGCGACUCGCACUUCCGGGUUUGGCGAGCUGCCUGCCUGUUUGGUGGAGGCGAGAAGUGGCGGAGGAGGGAGAGGGAGACCCGGGAGGCCGCCCACCAUGUGAGGGGGGUGGAAAGGGCCUCCAGCCCCCGUCCCACCCCCGCGUUGAGGCUCCCCUCCUUCUCCGGACAGUCGGCUGAUGAAAUGGAGCCUGGGACCAGUUCCUUCAGAGUGGAGUUCCCCAACUUCUCCAGCACUAUCCUACAGAAGCUGAACCAGCAGCGCCAGCAAGGGCAGCUGUGUGACGUCUCCAUCAUUGUCCAGGGCCACCUCUUCCGAGCCCAUAAAGCCGUCUUGGCGGCCAGCUCUCCGUACUUCUGCGACCAGGUGCUCUUGAAGAAUAGCCGCCGGAUCGUCCUGCCCGACGUCAUGAACCCUCGGGUGUUUGAGAACAUCCUUCUGUCCACCUACACGGGACGGCUGGUCAUGCCCGCCCCGGAGAUCGUCAGCUAUCUCACGGCGGCGAGUUUCCUCCAGAUGUGGCACGUGGUGGACAAAUGCACCGAAGUGCUGGAGGGGAACCCUUCCGUUCUUUGUCAGAAGCUGAACCGUGCGAACGACCAUCAGUCCCCCAGCAGCAGUAACUACAAUGGCCUGGUGGAGAGUUUUGAACUCGGGUCCACCGGGCAGACGGACUUCCACAAAGUGCAGGAGCUGAGGGACGGGGAGAAUGAAGAAGAAAGCUCGAAAGAUGAGCUCUUGUCUCAGCUGACGGAACAGGAAUAUCUUCCCAGCAACUCCUCGACGGAGCAUGACCGAUUGAGCACGGGGAUGACCAGCCAGGAUGGAGAAGAAGGGGCUAGUGAUAGUGCGGAGUAUCAGUACGCCCGGCCCCUUUACAGCAAGCCCAGCAUUAUGUCCCACAAGCGCUGGAUCCAUGUGAAAACGGAGAGGUUCGUGCAAGACUGUGAAGGGCUGGAGGUGCACGGCCCUUACGAUGAACACCAGGUCUCCGAGUCCAUCAACGUCGUCCAGGGAGACCGUACCGUCCAGACUUCCAUUCCAGAAGAUCUCCGUGUCACCGAGAAAAAGCUGGCGAGGGAGUUUGGUGAGCAAGGCCAAGAAAGCACCUACGAUGAGCAAGUAGACUUUUACGGCUCUUCCAUGGAAGAGUUUUCCGGCGAUCGGUCGGACGGGGCCCUGAGCCUGCAGAGGCAGGAGACGGCCAGCUACGGGGAAAGCAUGGAGCUCGCUUCGGGGAUCAAAGAAGAAAAUGCCCUUUCUGGGUUUUCGACCGCCGACAAGCUUUACCCCUGCCAGUGUGGCAAAAGCUUCACCCAUAAGAGUCAGCGGGAUCGCCACAUGGGCAUGCACCUCGGUCUCCGGCCCUACGGUUGCGGGGUGUGCGGCAAAAAGUUCAAAAUGAAGCACCACCUGGUGGGCCACAUGAAAAUCCACACGGGCAUCAAGCCUUACGAGUGCAACAUCUGUGGGAAGAGGUUUAUGUGGCGGGACAGUUUUCACCGGCACGUGACCUCGUGUUCCAAGUCGUACCAGGCCUGUAAGGUGGAGCAAAACGCGGCCGAGAUGAACUGAAGGGGGAGAAAAAAACAGGGAAGUGUAUGGGGAAGGAGAAAGAUCACGUUACUGGUUUAGCCAAGGGAACAGCAUGACUCUGCACCGUGUGUGCGGCGUACUAGUUUCGAGGUUCUGAAGAUUUAAAAUAAAAUUUUGUAGAACA